Molecule: messenger RNA, 1488 nt
Organism: Closterium sp. NIES-65
Lineage: Eukaryota; Viridiplantae; Streptophyta; Zygnematophyceae; Desmidiales; Closteriaceae
Source: the annotation of a GenBank genome assembly
AUGAUGCUGCCGGUGUCGUUUUGCUGCCAGCAGCGCAUGGAUGCUUCCAGAAUGCUGCUGGCAGCACGAUGGCAGCGCGAGGGCUGUCCUCUACGAGGAGAUUCCUCGCUUACCGUAACCAUGCGCAGCAAAGUUCCCGCAAGCACGUCCUCACCUCGCCCUCACGUGCAGGUGAAUAACUACGGGCGAAUGAACUCGCCCAGUGAUGACAUCCAUGUAGCUAUGGCGAAGAAUACGCGCAAGGCGGGAAGAUCUACCGCCGCCUCCCAUGCGAGCUGUGACGGGGACGACGGCGACGAAGAACACGGCGACGAUGGUGACGAAGAACACGGCAAUGACGGCGACGAGGAUUGGCCGGAGAACGGCCACGACGACAGCGCUUCGGGGGAUGAAUUAGCCCCUGCCGACAUCGACGAGGACGAAUGGUGGAAUCGGCCGGUUGGGAGCGACGACGAAGUGGAAGAGUUGCGGGCUGGUGAUUCGGACAACGAGGAAGGUGCCGAUGCUGAUGGUGAGCACGUGGAGGCAGCUGCGCAUGCAACGGGAGCGACGGUGGAUGCGAAUGCGAAGGCUGAUAACGAGGCGGAUGCGGAAGCGAGGACGGAAGAGGAUGUGGAAGCUGAUGCCGAUGCUCUUGCGCCCGCGGAUGUGGUCGCAAUUGCGCAUGCUACGGAGGGAGGUGCUGAUGCUGUCUUCUUUGACGGUGAAAACUCCGAUGACGACCCGUGGAGCAUCACGGGUGGCGACGAUGUUCCGCUUCUAAAGCGGAGGCUGCGUCAUCGCCUACAGUCCAAGCCGAAGUGUGCUCGCGUGGUGCUCUCUGAUGACGACAGUCCGGGGGAGGAGCUUCAACCGCACAUCACUGCUUCAGACAAGGGGAAAACCAAGGUCGGGGAAGCCCCUACUAAGGCCACCGUUUGUCGCCGCCCAAGCAACAAGAAGCGGAAGAAUGACGGCGACCCCGGAUCCAGCAUGGGUGCUGCUAAGAAGAAGAAGAAGAAGAAGAAGAAGAAGAAGAAGAAGAAGAAGAAGAAGAAGAAGAAGAAGAAGAAGAAGAAGAAGAAGAAGAAGAAGAAGAAGAAGAAGAAGAAGAAGAAGAAGAAGAAGAAGAAGAAGAAGAAGAAGAAGAAGACGAAGAAGAAGAAGAAGAAGAAGAAGAAGAAGAAGAAGAAGAAGAAGAAGAAGAAGAAGAAGAAGAAGAAGAAGAAGAAGAAGAAGAAGAAGAAGAAGAAGAAGAAGAAGAAGAAGAAGAAGAAGGUGCUAAACAAGGACGACAUCGUGGUCAACAAGGCGCUCAGCAGCAACGAUGACUACGCGGAGGUGGCAGGCCCGAUUCCUUCAUUCCCUGAGAAGGCGAAGCUGAAAGACCCCACCCCAACUCCCAUCCACCUUCCCCUCGCAGUAAGGACAGUAAGAAAAGGCGACGCGGAUGGACCGUACGCGAGAAGCUCAAGUGGGCACGCCGCUACCAGGAGCUCGGCUCCUUGA